Molecule: messenger RNA, 585 nt
Organism: Striga asiatica
Lineage: Eukaryota; Viridiplantae; Streptophyta; Magnoliopsida; Lamiales; Orobanchaceae
Source: the annotation of a GenBank genome assembly
AUGACUCGAUGGUUGAGUCGGUCUCUGGCGGCCUACCAGGGAGCUGGGAUUGAUCUCUCAUCUCUAUCCAUUGUUGAAGGAAAGAUCUGUUGGGAUCUGUAUAUAGAUGGUCUCGUUGUCAGCUCAGAUGGUAAUAUACUCGAUGCCCUUGGAGCAGCCAUCAAGGCAGCCCUAAGCAAUACAGCUAUUCCAAAAGUCCAAGUUGCUGCUAAUGCCCCUUCUGAUGAGCAGCCAGAGGUUGAUGUGACUCGCCAAUUGAAGCUCCCUCGCCGGAAAUUCGCGGCCGACGGUGGACGGCCUCCAUCGCUCGUCCAUGGGAGGCACAAUCCUCGUCUCAAUUGCUGCAGCGGGGCUCUGUCUGAGCGUCGGAUUUCUUCAGGGGCCGUCGGCGUUGAUUGGGGUGCGGUGUGGGCUCAUGGACGAGGCUGGGUUAACUGCACUUGGCUCUGGUUGGGUCGCCACCUAUUCUUCCGGACUGCCUUUCUCGCCACCGAUCAAGACCGCGCCUUUCCGCCGGCGAAGCGGCGUUUGGAGGACUUCUCGGUUCUUCCUGGGUGGUCGUGCUGUCGUAGGCACCCAAAUUAA